This is a messenger RNA of Penicillium hordei, 720 nucleotides long. RefSeq lists its product as uncharacterized. The transcript is spliced from 3 exons. The annotation marks the transcript as partial. NCBI's taxonomy places the organism in Eukaryota, Fungi, Ascomycota, Eurotiomycetes, Eurotiales, Aspergillaceae. The record is from RefSeq and is a predicted model, not a curated record.
CAGAUUUCGGAGGCCAGAAUAGAUUACGAGAUAAAAAUCAUCAUUCGGCUCAACUUACAAUGGUUUUCCCGGUGGGCAGCCAGCAAACCGGAAUCGUCGGGACGCCCAUCAAUCACUGUCUCACUCUACUCAUUCGGUCGUGGCAAUGGCCCAUUGGCAACACCAGAAAUUCAGGAACAGAACUCAAUUCUGUUGUGUUAUAAUAUUCGCCAUCUUCUAAAUCCACCGCGAAAUCUACGUAUCAUGACAACUGGGCUGUCGCCUCGGCUACGGAAGGAAUUUCUGAAAAAUGAAAUCGUGGGAAGUUUCCUUGAAAGAACACAGGGUGGGAUAGUCAACUCACUAAAGACAUCUUGGGCUAGUUCUUUCAGAGAACCAAAAAGUCAUGGCAAUGAUACUCACCAGAAACCCAAUAUCUCACUUGUUGUGACUGUGUGUUGUGAGGAGGGCCGCCACCGGAGUGUUGCUUUUGUGGAAGAAUUAGCGAAAAGACUUUCAUUGCUAAGAGAUGGCGCUGAUAUGUCUAAUUCCUGGAAACUGAGUGUUACUACUUUCCAUCGAGACCUGGAAGCCUUGGGGUCUGUCUCCAAUGGUUCGGACAUGAUAGUAAGUCAACACGUAGGAAAAUCCUCUGCUGAAAGUAAACGAGAGAAAGGAAAUUAUGCAAGAAGGCUCAAUCAGAAGAACAGGAAUAGAUAUGAGGAUGUGAUGGUGCAAUGA